CGAGACACAGCGGCAAACUGAUAAUUUUUUUCAUUGUAUUUGUUCAAUUGGCGUGAUGGCUAAAGCUUCGGCUUCGAAAUCUCGGACAUGUUGUGGGUUUAUUCCCAUGAAGACAGGCGUCACCAUUCUCACCAUCUUUGGUAUUCUCAACAAACUCUCCGGAUUUUACGGUCUUAUUUCCUUUGAUUUUGAGGACAAAAUUGCUCUUAGUGUAUAUAUCUACUCUUUAUUUGCACUCAUUGUCUUUGGUGUCGGCUUUUACGGUAUCCAAAACGAUAAUCUGCAAAUCGUUCGAUGGUACACCGCUUUCUAUUGGGUUGACUGUGUAGUCAGUACUGCAACGACCAUCCUCUUUGCUGUGAAGUGGUACGUGUUGACAGACCACAGCUUACCAGAAUUGGCAGACGACCCCGUGAAAUUGAAAGAACAUGACGACGUUUUCCGUAUGGAAAGUACCGUCAGUAUCUUGAUUUUGGUUAUACUACGUCUUGUUCAUGUAAGUGUUCAAAUGGCCUGCAACUGCAACGAGAAUAUGAAAUGAAAUUGACAAUGAGAUGCCCGUUUAGGUCUAUUUUGCUGUUAUCGUAACAACAUACUAUAUGUCGAUGGGCAAGGCACAAUAUACAAAGCUGGCAGCUGCUGUGGACGAGGAACUAAGUUACGCAGAACAUGCCAACGCACAACAUCUCCGGCAAUCUGAGAAGUUGAUGAAUCAUCGAGAAUAGAUCCAUUUAUUUUCUGUUAUUUUCCCUUUUCCUCUUCCUCCCAUUCCCCGCACUGCAACGUACAGUUCAUUAUGUAUUUUUAACCUCUGACUGCUUCCAUUUGUUUUCAUUCUAAUCGCUUAUUACUCUAUCAAUCAAAUCACUUUUUUUUUUU
Molecule: messenger RNA, 879 nt
Organism: Radiomyces spectabilis
Lineage: Eukaryota; Fungi; Mucoromycota; Mucoromycetes; Mucorales; Radiomycetaceae
Product: Inositolphosphorylceramide synthase subunit Kei1-domain-containing protein
Exons: 4
Coding region: 56-541 (161 amino acids)
Biological process (GO): inositol phosphoceramide metabolic process
Cellular component (GO): inositol phosphoceramide synthase complex; Golgi membrane
Molecular function (GO): inositol phosphoceramide synthase regulator activity
Source: RefSeq, a predicted model, not a curated record